Messenger RNA from Glycine soja, 967 nucleotides. RefSeq names its product glycosyltransferase BC10-like. The record is from RefSeq and is a predicted model, not a curated record. The transcript is spliced from 4 exons. The coding region runs from base 1 to 939 and encodes 312 amino acids. Gene Ontology annotation, cellular component: membrane. Gene Ontology annotation, molecular function: glycosyltransferase activity. Lineage: Eukaryota; Viridiplantae; Streptophyta; Magnoliopsida; Fabales; Fabaceae.
AUGUCAGGCUUUUAUCGGAUUAACAAAGCAACCAUUGUUGAGGAUGCCAUCACCUACAUUGAACCCCGACAAAAUAUUGUGCAGAGUCUCAGCUAUGAGCUUCAUGAAAUGGAAGCAACAUCAAAGGAAAUAAAGCCAAAGAAAGAAGAAAUCAAUCUUCUUGAAAUGGAAGCAACUCCAUAUUUGUUCAAAACUGAUUUCCUACACAAAAUUUGUGGCAGUUUUGUGAUUCUGCUCAAAUUUAUGACAGAAAUUUCUAAUCAGCCUUCUCCUUCACAGGUGGCAGAGUGGGGAAUGAUGAGUAUGUGUGAUACUGAAAGAAGACUUCUGGCUAAUGCAUUGCUUGAUAUCUCAAAUGAAUGGUUUAUCCUCUUAUCGGAGUCCUGCAUUCCCCUCCAAAACUUCAGCAUUGUGUACCUUUACAUAGCACGCUCAAGAUAUAGCUUUAUGGGUGCAAUUGAUGAACCUGGUCCUUAUAGGAGAGGACGGUAUGAUGGAAACAUGGCACCUGAGAUCAACAUGAGUGACUGGCGAAAAGGCUCUCAGUGGUUUGAAAUUAACCGAGAACUAGCUCUUAGGAUAGUUGAAGACAAUACUUACUAUCCUAAGCUCAAAGAAUUCUGCAAACCACACAAAUGUUAUGUUGAUGAGCACUAUUUUCAGACAAUGUUAACAAUUAAUACUCCUCAUCUUUUGGCAAAUAGAAGCCUCACUUAUGUGGACUGGUCAAGGGGUGGUGCUCACCCAACUACCUUUGGGAAGGAUGACAUCAAAGAGGAAUUCUUCAAGAAAAUUUUGCAAGAUCAGACAUGUCUUUAUAAUAACCAGCCAUCUUCCCUUUGCUUCUUAUUUGCAAGAAAAUUUGCACCUAAUGCUUUGGGCCCUCUUUUAGACAUAGCACCCAAAGCUCUAGGAAUUGGAAAAAGGCAUAGCUUCUAAGCUACAUCAUUAAAGGAGCACACGCUGA